Messenger RNA from Aethalodelphis obliquidens (Pacific white-sided dolphin), 2163 nucleotides. RefSeq names its product transcription factor 7 like 1 (gene TCF7L1). The coding region runs from base 351 to 2111 and encodes 586 amino acids. Gene Ontology annotation, biological process: canonical Wnt signaling pathway; regulation of transcription by RNA polymerase II. The record is from RefSeq and is a predicted model, not a curated record. Gene Ontology annotation, cellular component: chromatin; beta-catenin-TCF complex. The transcript is spliced from 12 exons. Gene Ontology annotation, molecular function: RNA polymerase II cis-regulatory region sequence-specific DNA binding; DNA-binding transcription factor activity, RNA polymerase II-specific. Lineage: Eukaryota; Metazoa; Chordata; Mammalia; Artiodactyla; Delphinidae.
CCCUCCGGCCCCCCUGGCCCGCGCGCCGGUCCCUCCUCCCUUUCCCCGCUCGCCCCUCCCCGGCGGGCCAGGCGCUGGGACACCCCGGCGGAGCAGGCGGCGGCGGCAGCGAGUUGGGGAGCCCCGGGCUCCGCGCUGCCGGUGGGGCCCGAGCCGAGCCGCCCCCGCCCCGGCCCGGCCGCGCCGGCCCAGCUUGCCUCCGGGCCACGCCCUGUCAAACUUUGUUGCUGCGGCCGCCGCGGCGGCGAGCGGAGCGGGCCGGCCAGCGGGAGGGAGGGAGGGGCGGGCGCCGGGCCGGGCGCGGGCGGCGAGGGGCUCCGAGAGCGGCGGCCCCGGCCCGCGGCCCCACCAUGCCCCAGCUCGGCGGCGGCGGCGGCGGCGGGGGAGGCGCCGGCGGCGGCGGCUCGGGCGCCGGGGCGGCCGGCGGAGGGGAUGACCUCGGGGCCAACGACGAGCUGAUCCCCUUCCAGGACGAGGGGGGCGAGGAGCAGGAGCCGAGCAGCGACAGCGCCUCGGCGCAGCGGGACCUGGACGAAGUCAAGUCGUCCCUGGUUAACGAGUCGGAGAACCAGAGCAGCAGCUCGGACUCGGAGGCGGAGAGGCGUCCGCAGCCCGCCCGGGACGCUUUCCAGAAGCCGCGGGACUAUUUUGCCGAAGUGAGAAGGCCCCAGGACGGCGCGUUCUUUAAGGGUCCCCCCUACCCUGGGUACCCGUUCCUGAUGAUACCGGACCUGAGCAGCCCGUACCUCCCCAACGGACCCCUGUCUCCGGGAGGAGCGCGCACGUACCUGCAGAUGAAAUGGCCCCUCCUCGAUGUCCCCGCCAGCGCCACGGUCAAGGAUACCAGGUCACCGUCCCCAGCACACUUGUCUAAUAAAGUUCCUGUUGUUCAGCACCCGCACCACAUGCAUCCGUUGACGCCCCUCAUCACCUACAGCAACGACCACUUCUCCCCCGGCUCCCCUCCCACGCACCUCUCCCCAGAGAUCGAUCCAAAGACAGGAAUCCCCCGGCCCCCUCACCCAUCUGAGCUGUCUCCGUAUUACCCACUGUCUCCCGGAGCUGUCGGGCAAAUCCCCCAUCCCCUCGGCUGGCUCGUCCCACAGCAAGGACAGCCCAUGUACUCCCUUCCUCCCGGCGGCUUCCGGCACCCCUACCCUGCGCUCGCCAUGAAUGCCUCAAUGUCCAGCCUGGUUUCCAGUCGGUUCUCCCCUCACAUGGUGGCUCCGGCCCAUCCUGGUCUGCCCACCUCAGGGAUCCCCCACCCCGCUAUCGUCUCCCCCAUCGUCAAGCAGGAACCGACGCCCCCCAGCCUGAGCCCGGCCGUGAUCGCGAAAUCACCUGUCACAGUGAAAAAAGAGGAAGAAAAGAAACCCCACGUGAAGAAGCCUCUUAAUGCCUUCAUGUUAUAUAUGAAGGAGAUGAGGGCCAAGGUGGUGGCCGAGUGCACCCUGAAGGAAAGUGCAGCCAUUAACCAGAUCCUGGGGAGAAAGUGGCACAACCUGUCCCGAGAAGAACAGGCCAAGUACUAUGAACUGGCCCGGAAGGAGCGGCAGCUUCAUUCGCAGCUCUACCCGACCUGGUCAGCCCGAGACAACUACGGUAAGAAAAAGAAGAGGAAGCGAGAAAAGCAGCUGUCCCAGACCCAGUCCCAGCAGCAAGUCCAGGAGGCAGACGGUGCUCUGGCCUCCAAAAGCAAGAAGCCAUGUGUCCAGUACCUGCCCCCUGAGAAGCCCUGUGACAGUCCUGCCUCCUCCCACGGCAGCAUGCUGGACUCGCCGGCCACACCCUCCACGGCCUUGGCCUCCCCAGCUGCCCCGGCCGCCACCCACUCAGAGCAAGCCCAGCCCCUCUCCCUCACCACCAAGCCAGAGACCCGGGCCCAGCUGGCUCUCCACUCGGCUACCUUCCUGUCAGCGAAGGCUGCCGCCACCUCCUCUGGCCAGAUGGGCAGCCAGCCCCCCGUCCUGUCCCGGCCCCUCCCCCUGGGGUCCGUGCCCACAGCUCUGCUGACGUCCCCCCCUUCCUUCCCAGCCACUCUCCAUGCCCACCAGGCCCUCCCCGUGCUCCAGGCCCAGCCUCUUUCCUUGGUCACCAAGUCUGCCCACUAAGCUGCCCACUCACCUAUGCAGGCUGUCACGUGACUCAUCGAGUAGUAAUGAU